AUAAAACAUAAGAAGUUAAAAAAAAGAAAAAAUGAAUACUAUUUUUUUCUACACAUUGUUGACUAUUACUGUGACUAUUGUCCCUUCUACAGCCACAGGCUCAAAAGAUGUUAAUAACAACAUAGAAGCUUUUAAAUACCGUUGUAAUUUAGAAGAAAACCACUGCAUUAAGAUUAUCAAUGAAAAGAGAGAGUCGUGCUACUCAAGUCAAAAUGGUUAUAAGACAAAAGUACCAUGUAGUUGUGACAAAGAUUGUGUGAACACAAUUGAUUGCACAACCCUUUCGGACGAUUCGCAAGCAUACAGAAGUUUCAUUAACGAUCGAUCUCGAGUAUUCGAUGGCUCCACCACCACUACUCCACCACAUGUUGUAAAUAAUAACAAUAUUAGAGAAAUAACCAAAGUUAAGAUACCUUAUAUAUUUCAAGAUGUACCAUUUUCAUACGCCGACGGUCCAUUAGGACCAAAUCAAUGGACUAAUCGCUGUCUCAAUUCUCCUAAAAAAAGACAAUCACCAAUAAAUAUUAUUACUCGAAAUUCAAUAAAAAUGAAAAAUCGGAAGCCACUUAAAUUAAAUUUCUUUUUAGAACAUGUACAUAAUGUUGAUGUUUAUUUGGUUAAUAAUAGAAACUCUCUUAGAAUGUACCUUAAACCUUCUUAUUUUAUAAUACUCGAGGGAGGAGGACUUAAAAGAGGUAGCAUUUUUGACGAAGUUCGUUUUCACUUUGGAUGCGCAUCAGAUCGAGGAUCAGAACAUCAGAUCGAUAGCAAAAAAUUUCAGUUAGAAGUACAAUUCAUGUUCACAAACUUUAAAGAUCUUCGAAACGUUAUUCUAGCCGUUCUAUUUGAAGAAGGUGAUUCAAACGACGACAAUAUAGAAACUUUUGACACCUUAGACGAAGCAAUAAACAUAAUGGGUUACAAUAUUGACGACGCGGCUAAAAUUACAAUUAGUGUGCAAAAACUCUUCAAAGGUCUUUUACCAGAUGACAUUAAAAUUGGAAUCCGUAAUUUUUUUGAAUAUCCUGGUUCUUUAACAUAUCCGCCUUGCUCAGAUGCACAUUGGUUUGUUGUGGUUAAUUCUAAACAUAAAGUGCCUACUAAAUUUUUAAAAACACUACGAAAACUUCGCUCAAGUAUGGAUAGUUCAAAUAAUCAGGAUAAUUUAAUGUGUGAUAACUUCAGACCGAUUCAGAAAAACAAGGAGAAGGUUUUUUCGUAACAAAACAAUAAGAAUUGAAUAUUAAAAAAAAUGUUAAAUUUAUUUUAUCGAGUUUUUUUUUAUGUAUGAGUUAUAACAUAUUAUACUAAAAUAAAUUUAGUUAAUAUUAA
This is a messenger RNA of Hydra vulgaris (swiftwater hydra), 1332 nucleotides long. RefSeq names its product carbonic anhydrase 7. The record is from RefSeq and is a predicted model, not a curated record. Lineage: Eukaryota; Metazoa; Cnidaria; Hydrozoa; Anthoathecata; Hydridae. Gene Ontology annotation, molecular function: carbonate dehydratase activity; zinc ion binding.